ACGUGUUUCCGCUGGGGUCCUCUCACUCGGACAUACAGAGAGCCCGUGGUGGGACGCGAUUCUGUCUGCGGUGUGAUUCACAGUAUUAUCAACAAAAAUGUACUAUAAGGUCAGCGGAGUCACUGGGAAAUUAACGGGAGCGACAGCAGCGUCCGCUUACAGCCCGCAGGGGCUGAAGCCCACGGUUCCCUCUCAAGCUCCUCCCAUGAUCUUUGCUGUACCGACCAAGGUUGUUUCAGAGACCGGGUCAGUGGCUCACUACAUGGGAAUCAACAAAGUCCCUGAGCUGCAGAAGAUUUUCCAGAAAACUGAUGGAGCACCGGUUCACCUGAAGCGUGGAGUCAUGGACAAAAUGCUGUAUAGGACCACGAUGGGCUUGACGAUUGGCGGCACCCUCUACUGUUUAAUGGCCCUCUAUAUCGCUGCCCAGCCCCGAAAACCACAGUGACCCGCCCUGCUUGUGCCCUCUGUAAUUAUUAAAUAUAUUGUAAUUAUUAUGGCUGGAGUGAUGACAUAGACUUUUGUCAUUUUGCUCUAAAAGACUGCGGCAGAAUUAUUUUAUUUACCCCAGUAUUUAGAUUUCACUCACUGGUUAUACAAAUACAUCUUGAUCAAUCUGACAAGCGCCAUCUGAUUUCAUUGCAUAUGUACAUAUGUUAUUACAUAAGAGUUUAUUGUAUUCGGUUUCUUCUCAUAUGGUCAUCUGAUGGGUCCCCCUUUCUAGUCAGUUGUUUAUCUUAACGGUCUGUUUUUAAAAAUCAGGGAUACUGAAAUAAUGCACACACUGAUGAACUGAUUGAUUUGCUUCCCCUUUUAUCAUUUGAGUAAAUGACAGCAAGCUUGUCAGCCUGUAAAUGAAGUCCUUGUAAUUUGUACCUAGCAGAAUAAAUAGAUUUUGUUUGUAAAAAGUAAACAAUGAAA
Messenger RNA from Sinocyclocheilus rhinocerous, 921 nucleotides. RefSeq names its product cytochrome c oxidase subunit 7A-related protein, mitochondrial-like. Gene Ontology annotation, biological process: mitochondrial respirasome assembly; regulation of oxidative phosphorylation; mitochondrial electron transport, cytochrome c to oxygen. NCBI's taxonomy places the organism in Eukaryota, Metazoa, Chordata, Actinopteri, Cypriniformes, Cyprinidae. The coding region runs from base 98 to 448 and encodes 116 amino acids. Gene Ontology annotation, cellular component: respiratory chain complex IV. The record is from RefSeq and is a predicted model, not a curated record. The transcript is spliced from 3 exons.